AUGGCCCACGAAAACCGAAUUCACCAGCUCGAAGACAUUGCAAACCGAAGUCCGCAACAUGAAGGGAAAUGGGACGCCCUUGCCGCCGGCGAAAUGAGUGUAUCGUCCUCACACAGCGGAACGACAUACCUUGUGCCAGUCCCGGUGACUUUAAAAGCACAGCUUGGAAGCCCGACUGCUCUAGCCAUUGGUGCCUUUUCCACGACUUUGACGACGUUGGCAUUGGCUUUGAUGGAGUUCAGAGGCCUCACGAUCACCAACGUUUUCAUCGGCAACUUCUUCUUUGUCGCAGGCAUCGGCAUGGUCAUAUCAGCGCAGUGGGAACUUGUCCUGGGGAACACGUAUGCGUAUACCGUUCUUUCCGCUUUCGGAUUUUUCUAUGGUGGCUUUGGCGCUAUCAUUACGCCUUUGUUUGGAGUUCAGGCAGCCUAUGGAACAGAUACGGCAGGGUAUAACAAUGGGCUGGGGUUUUUUGUGCUCAUGUGGGCUGUCUGGAACUUUUUCUUCUUGCUUGGAUCUUUGCCCCUAAAUCUGGUUUACAUUGGCAUAUUUUUCACAGUGCAGAUGGCGUUCACAUUGGUUGCUGCCUCCUAUUUCGCAACGGCCGACGGGCAUGCGGGUACAGCAUUAGGACUCAAGAAGACAGCAGGGGCAUUCGCCUUCCUCAGUGGGCUUCUGGGUUACUAUACGGUCGCAAAUCUGAUGUGUCAAGAGGCCAUGUUCUUUUCGUUUCCGAUGGGAGAUACAAGCAGGUUUUUCUCGGCGAAGAAAACUCAAGAUUGA
Letharia columbiana is the source of this 783-nucleotide messenger RNA. RefSeq lists its product as uncharacterized. The transcript has 5 exons. The record is from RefSeq and is a predicted model, not a curated record. Gene Ontology annotation, molecular function: acetate transmembrane transporter activity. Gene Ontology annotation, cellular component: plasma membrane. The coding region runs from base 1 to 783 and encodes 260 amino acids. NCBI's taxonomy places the organism in Eukaryota, Fungi, Ascomycota, Lecanoromycetes, Lecanorales, Parmeliaceae.